UGAGACGCAAACUUUUCUUUCGCCAAAGUGAACGCCAAAUGAGAUGGAAGCAACCUCUUCUUCCUCCAGGUUGUAAAGUAGACAAAACUAAACUCGCCCGUAAUCUAGUUGCAGUCGGAAUAGAGGCGCCAGUUGAUGCGGAGAUAUGUGCGAUAAAUGUCGGUAUACGUGGUAAGGGAUGGCAGCCAUGAUCAUCGCGCGGUUGUCCCGUUGAGAAAACUGACCCCUCCCCCGCUAUUAAUGACCAACAGGAUGGACAUUAAAUCAUCAGAACUUCGAUCUGUCAUAAUUUCUAUGACACUUUUCUUCCUCUCAUCUGUAAAAUGUGAGAUCCGAUGUUACUGUAACCAAGCAUCCUGUGUAUCUACAGGAUACAUGUGCAAAUCAUCCUCCUUCUGCUUUAGCGAUGUGACAAUCGGAGUACAUGGAUGCCUUGAGAAGCGACGAUGUGUGGGACUCCGAUGCUGUAGGGAGGAUAUGUGCAAUUAUCUAGAGGCCCAAAUGCAAACUUUUAAAGCACCCAUAUCAGGCUCAAUUGGAGAAGAACAUUUCGAUGAUUCCAGAAGCAUUUCUCUAACUGAAGGAGCACUUCGAAGGGAGGUAUGGCUGAAGGCAGCCAUCAUUGCUGUUCCUGUUGCAGGAAUCUGUAUCUUAAUUUUAUUGGUUGCUAUAGCAGCCAGAAUGCUCAAACAGGACGCUGAGCGACAGAGGCGACUCCUGGAGCUCAGGAGGGUGUACGGACAUUCCAUAAGAGACACUUUGCUUCCAUGGAGCAAGGAAAAAAGUUCGACGAUAGUCUAGUCUAAAUAGAACAUUUAUUAAAGUCUAUCCAUGUCAGUAUGAACAAAGACCUGUAAGAUUAGGACCAAACGAGCUUGUUCUGCAACACCCAUAUAUAAACCCCUACAUAAACAAUCAUUGUUUGAGUCUGUAUUAGAGUUGGAUCUUGAAUUGAUGAUUCAAACAAUCAUUUAGUGAUUAAAAUGAAGUCAGGGUUUGUAUCAAUUCUUAAAACGCUUUAAACUAUUUUUAAGGUUUUUAAAAAAGGUUUAUUUGUCCUUUAUUGACUCUUAAUCUUUUCUUAUAAUUUGCCUAGUUCCUGUGGAACAAUUAAUUAUUCUGCAGGAUAAUUAAUUGUUCUGCUGGAACUUGGUGCAAAAUAAUUGUUCCAGCAGAACAAUUAUUUUUUGCUAUUGUGUAGUUGCCGAAGGUUUAAGUUCUUCACGUCACUUUAUUUGAUUACGAACCCUGAAAUUCGUUUUGAUAAUGCUAAUACUGCCUUGCAAUUGAAAAAAACAAACAACGUAAGUGCUUAACGAUUGAUUCCGAGAAAAAUGGCUUGACAACUAUUUUCCUUCUAUUACUAAUAGCUGUGAGCGUUAAAAUGGAAUUUCAAAAAACUAAUAAAACCAAAUUUAGUUUUAAAAAAAUUCUUUUGCAAUAUGUAGCUUAGCAUACAAAGAUGCCAAAUAUAUAAAAAUCUCAAUUUUGAAAUUUUUUGUCGCUUACUUUGAUUUUUCAAUUGCACGGCAAAAUAUGUUGAUUCGUAGUAAUUUAUUACAUCUAACUUAUUCCAAUACAACCUUCUUAUUUAUUUUGAUGCUUGAUUAAAUCAGUGAUUCUAAAUUCGUGAUUUGAUUCAACUCCCAAUCGUUGAUUCACACGAAACUAGCCGGUUUCAUUUUGACAUAAAUAUCACUCAGUAAUUCUGAUCUCUUGAUUUGAAUCAGCUUAUUCAAAUGAAUGAUAUGAAUAAAUUGAUUAUAAUUUGUUGAUAUGAAUAAAUUGAUUAUAAUUUGUUGAUAUGAAUUAAAAUCCAAAAGUUAAUUUAAAUUAAUGUAAAGGGUGCUUAGCGUUUUUAAGAAGUGCUUAAAGGUGCUUAUUUCGGAUUUACAUUUUUUUUAAAAGCCCUUAAAGGUGCUUUUUUUUAUUCGGGGUAUGUAAAAAGUGCUUUAUUUUCUAUCUUUUAAAAAGGGAAUUUUUUCUAUGCCUUUUCGAUAGUCGUUCUAAAUUACAAAAAAUGUAUGAUUUUCACAAUUGUCUCUAUAAUAUUUAUCAGAAACUAGUUAUUUUAACAUGAUUAUGUAAAGUUUUUGAAAAAGUUUUAAUUAUUAAAUUUUAUUGAUUUUAUGUUUAUAAAUUACGAACUUUAAUAAACGAUAGAAAAGAAUAAUUUUUAUUACUGUACAGAUCCUAAUUAUGAUUUUUUUAUUUUAUUUGGAAGGUGAUUAAAAAUAUUUUUUGAAUGCUUAAAAAGUACUUACAAGGUGCUUAUUUUUUGUUGAAAAAUUUGGCUAUGCACCCUGAUUUAUUAUAAUUAAUUAAUUUAUUUAAUGCGCAAUACGAAUCAACCAAAUUAAAGUAUUCAUUUGAUAUGAAUCACUUCAUUUUGUAGAAUUCUAGAUGAAACAAACAAUCGAUUGAUAUAUACCAUAUGAGAAGUUGAUGUUCCUUGUUAAAGAUAUGUUAUAAACACUGAAGUUCAAACUGGAUUUCAGUUGUUAUCAUAUGGGAAGUAUAAUUCACUCCGUGAUGACUAUUCAUGACUAUGUAAAAUGACUAUUCAUGACUAUGUAAAUGAUCUCUUGUGCCUUUGUUUUAUAAAGUGUUCAUCAGUGUCCUGACUUAUUGCACAAAUCACACCAUAUUUUUGUAAAUAAUAUUUCAUAUAGAUAUAUACAUAUAUUUUCAUAAAUGCGUUUCUGGCAUACUUCAAUGCCUUUCAGUCAUAUGGAAGGGAAAUUACUUGUCUUUUAUCAGAAAUACAUGUAUUUUCGUGAUUGUAUUUCUGAUUUGUUGCGUUUAAUGCCUACCAGUCACUUGAAAGGAAAAUUGCCUCCAUUCAUCAGAAAUAAAUAUAUUUUCAUAAAUAUAUUUAAGACUUUCAGUCAUUAGGAAUAUUUUUUUUUUUCUCUAUUGUCAGAAAUAUAUAUAUUUUCAUAAUUGUAUUUCUGACUUGUGGUGUUUAAUGCCAGCCAGUCAAUUCGAAAAAAAAAAAUUACCUGCUUUCAUCAGAAAUAGAUGUAUUUUCAUAAAUAUAUUUAUUUUAUUAAAAAUCUUCACUCAUUUGAAAUAAAAUACAUAUAUUUUCAUAUUUGUAUUUUUGACUGGUGGCCAUUUAAUGCCUGACAGUCAUUUGGAGGAAAACUAUUUGUAUUUUUGCUGUCGAAUUACAAUGCAAUAUCUUUCUUCUUAUUUUAUGUGUUUUAGAACUGUAAAAAGAAAUUAUUUUGAACAUCGUGCAAGGCGAUGUUUGUUGUAAAAUAAGAUGAGAUAUUUUGGUGAUAUUAAAAGAUAUUUAUUAUA
Molecule: messenger RNA, 3306 nt
Organism: Parasteatoda tepidariorum (common house spider)
Lineage: Eukaryota; Metazoa; Arthropoda; Arachnida; Araneae; Theridiidae
Product: BMP and activin membrane-bound inhibitor homolog
Source: RefSeq, a predicted model, not a curated record